Chaetura pelagica (chimney swift) is the source of this 645-nucleotide messenger RNA. Its product is annotated as polyhomeotic-like protein 2. Gene Ontology annotation, molecular function: protein binding. The transcript has 4 exons. Lineage: Eukaryota; Metazoa; Chordata; Aves; Apodiformes; Apodidae. Gene Ontology annotation, cellular component: PRC1 complex. The annotation marks the transcript as partial. The record is from RefSeq and is a predicted model, not a curated record.
GCCAGCCUGGCGGCGAACAGGCAGAGCAGCUCUUCGGGGGGCACCAGCGCCCAGCCAGCACCUGCCCAGCAGCCCACGAUCAACCUGGCGACGUCUCCGGCGGCCGCGCAGCUGGUGAACCGUGCGCAGAGCGGGGGGCCGGGCGCGGCGGGGAUGGCUCAGCAGGCAGUGCUGCUGGGAAACGCCGCCUCGCCCGCCCUCACCGCCAGCCAGGCACAGAUGUACCUGCGGGCACAGAUGCUCAACCACAGCCAAGAAGAUUCCAGUCGGUGCUCGGACAACUCCAGCUACGAGGAGCCACUUUCCCCCAUCUCGGCCAGUUCCUCCACGUCACGACGGCGACAGGGAGAACGGGACCUGGAGCUGAGGGACAUGGAGCUGCCUGAUGUCCACGUCCGUGACCUGGCGGGCAUCGGCCACCGCUUCCUGCCCAGCGAGCCCAGCAAGUGGAACGUGGAGGAUGUUUAUGAAUUCAUCCGCUCGCUGCCUGGCUGCCAGGAGAUCGCAGAGGAGUUCCGGGCGCAGGAGAUCGACGGGCAGGCGCUGCUGCUGCUGAAGGAGGAUCAUCUGAUGAGCACCAUGAACAUCAAACUGGGCCCUGCCCUCAAGAUCUACGCCCGGAUCAGCAUGCUCAAGGACUCCUAG